CCCGCCUUGCGGUGGGACGUUAAUAUGCAUAUUCAUAAGAUGGGCGGGACACAGCGCGCGAGUUUAUAAGCCGCCGCCCCGCCAGCCUCGGCGUACAUCGCGCUGAAGCUUUGAAGUGCUGUGUGGAUCUCGCACCUCCAGGGCACCGGUCACAAUGGCAUCAGAUGAGGGAAAGCUCUUUGUCGGCGGACUGAGUUUUGACACCAAUGAGCAGUCAUUGGAGCAAGUCUUCUCUAAAUACGGACAAAUUUCUGAAGUUGUUGUGGUGAAAGACAGAGAGACUCAGAGAUCCAGAGGUUUUGGCUUUGUUACUUUUGAAAACAUAGAUGAUGCUAAAGACGCAAUGAUGGCCAUGAACGGAAAGUCUGUGGACGGGCGUCAGAUCAGAGUUGAUCAGGCUGGAAAAUCAUCAGAGAACAGAUCUCGUGGAUACAGAGGGGGGUCUUCUGGGGGCAGAGGCUUUUUCCGUGGGGGCAGAGGUCGGGGCCGUGGCUUCUCCAGAGGAGGUGGUGAAAGAGGCUAUGGCGGAAGCAGAUUUGAUUCCAGAAGUGGAGGAUAUAAUGGCUCCAGAGACUACUAUAAUAGCAGCAGGAGUCAAGGUGGCUAUGGCGACAGGUCUUCAGGAGGAUCCUACAGAGACAGCUACGACAGUUACGCUACACACAACGAGUAAAAAUCCUUCCUGACUCAAGAUCGUCCUUCCAAUGGCUGUAUUUAUAAAGAUUUUUGGAGCUUCGCUGAAAUCGUUAUUGUGUAGUACAUCUCCUUGUAUUUUCACUUUUGUAGUAUUAUCAGUUCUAAUCUUGUCAAAACACAGCCUGACAGCUUCUGAUAUAAGAUGGUCUAAUUAGACUUUUCUUUAAGAAAGCUCUGCUUUCAAGUGUUUUUAAUCUUUUUUGAAAGCACUUCAGAUUUUAUUUUAUCCUUCAUGAUGAGCCAAGGUGUUUUUUUUUAAAGUUGUGAAGUUGGGGCCCCAAUUCAGUUUCUUUUGAGAUAGAAAGGACCUUUAAUUCAAUGUUCACUGGAAGCUGAACAAGCUGUGGACUUUUUUUUUUUAAGUGCAUUACCUUCGUCUUUUGUAACAUUCCUUUAGUGUAGCAAGGUAGGAAUGCAGCCUGGGUACAAAUUGGAAGGCAAACCACCUUGAUAUAUCUAAAGAGAAACUUGCUUGUAUGUUCAACCCGCAUAACGGUAUUUUUACUGUUGUAAUGAUGUAAAUUACCCAGAAAUAGACUUGCAAACUUACCAUAAAAGAGGUUCUUGAAAAAUGUUUAUUUAUAUUGUCCUUUUUUACUGGAAGAAAUAUGCAUAUUCCAUUGAUAUUGUAUUUGAAGUGGUAAAGGAUUCUUGUAUACAGUUUUCUUUGGCUUUACGAAGCCUAUUAAAAGACCGUCUGAAAUGAA
Molecule: messenger RNA, 1403 nt
Organism: Phalacrocorax carbo (great cormorant)
Lineage: Eukaryota; Metazoa; Chordata; Aves; Suliformes; Phalacrocoracidae
Source: RefSeq, a predicted model, not a curated record